AUGGAUGACGAGUUCGAAGACCUUUAUCAAGACUACGUAAAAGCACAUAACGGCGCUGAUGAUGGAGAUACGACACGCUACAAGACACAUUUCGAGGAUGUCACGCAACUCUCCAAUCAAUAUGGCAGCCUCGGUGAGGUGUUCAAAACUUCCGACAAGCAAAGCCGUGAAAAGGGUGAAGGAGGCCCGUCGGACAAGAAGUUUGGCGAUAUAGCGCUACUGCUCCGCCGCAUGUACCAUUUCGACAUGAACAAGGGCGAGCAAUGGACCAUGACGCUCGAGCUCCAGUCUUCGGUUUUGCGCACAGCGUUCAAAGAUAUCGCUAAAGGCUACACAUCCACUAGUCUCGAACAGAACCCUAUCAUAAUCAGCGAGCCAUUCUCGGAACUCUACUUCUGUCAAGACAGAAUACGAGAGGCAAUCCAAAACGCCGAGUCGGAUGAAGUCAAGUCAGAGUUGGAGCUUCUGGAAACUUUCCGCAAGAAUUACAUGAAGAACACCAUUACCUCGCUAGAGACAGCGAGAAAUGAAGGUCUGAUAGACGCUAGUAACCUUUGGUCGUUGUUCCCCAUUGGUUCCAAAAUUCUGCUCGAGAACAAGGAGACUUCUGGAAAGCCUCUGUUGUGGUGCGUCACCGUACGGGGGUGCUUCGAAGAGCCGACCGAUCGCGCAGACCAGCCUAAGAUAUGGAAUGUACACGUUGAGUUCAAUAGCUUCAAUGGAAAGCAGUACGUGCCUGUAUGGCGUACCUUCAGGAUUGGGGGGUUCGUGGGUGCGAGACAUAUAAGAUCGCUUCCUGCGUAUCCACUCAGCAUGCACCCAGACAAAGAAGAAGUCGAAAAGGAUCUGAUAAGAAGAGGAAGGAGGCAUCAAGAGCUGUGUUUCGGGCAGACUGAUGAUAACCUCACGCGCGGUCAGGGCUGUCAUCGCCACUACGUCGGUCCUUUCUGGAAUAUCCCCGAGGUCGAUGGCCGCAGAUAUAUCGAUGAACCGGACAGGGCCAAUCACGACGGACGAAUUGUUGUCGAUCCAGCAGGCCUGCAACUAGAGAACCCUGAGUUCCGCGAUAUUAUAGCGAAAGAGGAUCCGAACAGCAGCCGAUUCACUUAUUCCUACUCUUCCUCUCGAGAUGUUAAGACGGUGCUCCUCGAAAUCAGCUCAGAAGCCGGUGACGGAAACGGCGGUAGAAAGCUAUCCGACGAUGAUCUUCUCACUCUACCCGCCACAAUCCCUGCGUACUCGUUGACGUUCAAAUGCUGGGGCCUCAUCGAUGUUGAUGACAUGGAGAAUAUCAAAUGGAAAGACGACAUCUACGACAUGCUACAAAUGGAAGCUGAGCAGAAAGAGAUGGUGCGCGGCAUAAUCGAGAGCCAUCACGCGUCCUCUUCCUCAUUCGAUGACUUCAUCCCAGGGAAAGGCAGGGGCCUCGUAUUCCUCCUUCAUGGGCCGCCAGGUUGCGGUAAGACCUUGACAGCAGAAAGCGCAGCCGAAACCCUUCACCGCCCUCUCUACUACAUCUCCGGUGCCGAACUCGGCCUCCUCGAAACCAUAAGCUACCGCAGUAUCCCCAUCGAAGAUCAACUCGAGCUCAUCUUCAAGCGCAUCGCCCGCUGGGAAGCCAUCCUCCUCUUCGACGAAGCAGAAUCCUUCGUCGCCUCGCGCGACCAGCAAACCAGCGAUGGCAAAAAGAACGCCCUCACCUCGAUCCUCCUCCGCAUGCUAGAAUACCAAUCCGGCAUCAUUUUUCUCACGACCAACCGCGUGAGCGACUUCGACACAGCACUCUUCUCCCGCGUGCACGUCACGCUGAAAUUCGAACAGCUUAGCGUGCAGCACUGUCUGUUUAUCUGGAAGAAGAUGGCGAUGCAGACGGAGCAUGAGCUGAGGGAGGAGGACUUCGAGGCUCUGGCGAGGAUUCCGCUCGAUGGGAGGACGAUUAAGAAUGUGUUGAGGGUGGCGAGUCUGCAGGUUAGGAUGAGGUUGAGGACAGAGGGUGGAGGGGACGAGAGAAUGCAGAUGAGUGAUGUGAGGAAGGUGCUGAGGUAUACGGUGGGGAAUUUGGGGAGGGGUUGUAAGGGAGAGGGUGGGGAGUUUUAUGGGGAGGGGCUUGGGGAGGUAGUGUGA
Messenger RNA from Didymosphaeria variabile, 2124 nucleotides. RefSeq lists its product as uncharacterized. Gene Ontology annotation, molecular function: ATP binding; ATP hydrolysis activity. The record is from RefSeq and is a predicted model, not a curated record. The transcript has 4 exons. Bases 1 to 2124 code for a protein of 707 amino acids. Lineage: Eukaryota; Fungi; Ascomycota; Dothideomycetes; Pleosporales; Didymosphaeriaceae.